Messenger RNA from Orbicella faveolata, 579 nucleotides. RefSeq lists its product as uncharacterized. Lineage: Eukaryota; Metazoa; Cnidaria; Anthozoa; Scleractinia; Merulinidae. Gene Ontology annotation, biological process: protein arginylation. The record is from RefSeq and is a predicted model, not a curated record.
AUGCCAACACAGACUAAGAAAUCGGUGUCUGUGACGCCAACAGAGAGACCUGCUAAAGCAAAGAAGAAGAAGAAAAAAGAGUCGGGAAGAAACAGUCGACAUUCCGGCAGUAAAACGCCCGCUUCGGGCGCUGAUAGCUCCAGUGAAGGAACCCGUCGAAAGUCAAGAUCGAAGUCACGAGCAGACACCGAGAAAAAGGUUGCAAGCGAUUUCAACUCGAAAUCUUGCUCUUCAAGCACACAAAAUCCUUCUUCAAGUAGCUGGCGAACAAGCAGUUCGGACGGCCGAAGCACAAGCAGCAGUGGAGAAAACUUCGGCGCAACAAGUUGUACAAAUUCAGCUUCUUCGAACGAAACGCGUUCACGAGAAAACGCGGUCAACACAAGCACAUUGGCCGUUGCAUCGUCGUCGACUUUAACUCGAAUAAACGAGACUUUAAGAUGGGACUUUACAAAGUGUGAUGAUCCAGCUGAGGAAGAGGAACGGUUAAAAAUCUAUAAAUUACACAGAAGGAAAAGAUACAUGGAUUUUUUGCACAAAAGGACGGGUGGAGAACCUCAAAGUAGCUUCUAUGCGUAG